Condylostylus longicornis is the source of this 714-nucleotide messenger RNA. RefSeq names its product guanine nucleotide-binding protein subunit gamma-1-like. Gene Ontology annotation, molecular function: G-protein beta-subunit binding. Lineage: Eukaryota; Metazoa; Arthropoda; Insecta; Diptera; Dolichopodidae. The transcript has a single exon. The record is from RefSeq and is a predicted model, not a curated record. Gene Ontology annotation, biological process: G protein-coupled receptor signaling pathway. Bases 187 to 396 code for a protein of 69 amino acids. Gene Ontology annotation, cellular component: heterotrimeric G-protein complex.
GUUGAAAAGAAAGGAAGAAAUUGACACAUUAUAAAGUUUAAAUCAAAGAAUUGUUAAUAUAAGGGUGUGUUAACUAUUUUUCAAGAAUUUAAGAACUGAAAACAAGUAGUUUUUUUUUUAAAUUUGCUCAAAUUUAAUUUAUUCAACAAAAAAAAAAGAAAAGAAGACCCAAAAUAAAACAAAAAUAUGGAUGUUUUAUCGAAUAUGCAACAACAAAGAGCAAAUGUUGAACAACUGAGGCGUGAGGCAGCCAUUGAACGGCAACCAAUUUCAGAAUCUUGUGCAAAAAUGCUCAAAUAUAUUGCUGAACAUGAACAAGAAGAUUAUCUUUUGGUUGGAUUUUCCAGUCAAAAAGUCAAUCCAUUCCGUGAGAAAAGUUCCUGCACAGUUUUAUAAUUUAUUGAUUUUUUUCAUAAAAAUAAGACCAUUAUAAAAUGUUAAAAAAAGAAACAAAACUUUAAUAUUGAAUUAUUUAUGUUAUUCACCCACAAGUAUUUGAAUGCAAGCAUAUUGCAACGCAUCUAUUCCUUAAAAUAAUAUUCCAAAUAAGUAGAAGCACAAAUGGAAAAUGAAAAAAAAAAAAUAAUUUGAAACAAAAAUUUCAUGUUUUUUGAAAUUUAGAUUAAUUUUGUCUUUGUAAAAUGUUCAACUUUUGUGGAAAUUGAAUUACCAUUUCAUUGAAAUAAAUAUUGCUAAAUUUAUCACAGUGCACAU